UUGGAGAGAAUGAGAGGAUGAAAUUCUUUUUCUUAGGAUGAAGGCAGAGUUAGUGUCGUGAACAAAGGAUGGUAAUCAAGCAUCGCGCAUCUGUGUUGGCAUAUUGUAGAAGGAACAGCUCUCGUCGUUGUAUGCCCUAUAGGUGGUCUCUAAGGAUUACGCAUUGGGUGGGUCCAACCGGCGAAUGUGGGAAGUGCAUUAGACUGCCUCCUUCCUGUGUUGAGGUUGAUUUGAAGGGGAGCUUUUCAAUGAGAGCUUUAUUUGGAAACUUUUUGGGUGAGCAUUAGUAUGCCGGACGCAAUGGGAGCUGGGUGGUUGCUUGUGGGGGAUUGCGCUCUUCUGUAUGCAGAGAUGCCCGUCCAGCAAUUGAGAGGAACGAGCUUGUCAGUGAUUGAGAAUAUUCUACAGACCGCAAGGCCAGAUGAUGAGUCUGUUGAGUCGGUUCUUGCGGCUUCAACUUCAGGAAGACUGGACUCUGCAUUCUGGGAUGGAAGGCGGAAGAAGCGAAGGCAUGCUUGGUCCUUACCUACUGGUGUGCUAUAUUUGGUCAAUCGGUCACUUGACUUCGUGUAUAGCGAGUUGGAGCAGGGGAGAAAGUUAGAAGAAAAUAUUUCAAUUGAUUUGAAUCAUUCAGAACUUGGGGCUUCAAUGUGUGCAGUGUCAACCUGUUUUGAGCAAGGGAGAUUAGGGGAGAACAAGUCAAUCCUCAUGUCAACCUCUCACAAAUUGGACGCCAGCAACAGUCUGACUACGAAUUACGUCAAUAAUCUCAAUGGAGAUGAAGAAUUUACGUGCAAUACAUCUCAUGCCAUACUUCCAGCCUCCAGGCUUUCGACAUGUUUUUAUUUGGCAUCUGUUGGGGAUCCUACUCUUGAAGUGGAGUUGGAGCAAGAGAAAGAGACUAGGAAGAUGUCGGAGACUUUUCUUGCCAAUUUAAGGACUGGAGAGAGAUUGUUGCGGUUGCAAUCCAAGAACACAAAAGACAAUCUCUCUCUCAGUAAUACAUACAUUACCAAUUUAAGGGGACAACACUCUGUAAGACUGGAAGCUGCCCUGCCGUUUUGGAGCUUUGGAAACAUCUCUAAAAGUUUCACCACCGAUUUCCAACAAAAUCACGAGUUCUGCCUGAAGACUCAGCAUCGGAUUAGUGAACGGAACACUCUCAGGACUGCAUUUAUAAGAAGUCUUCACCACAAUAAUCAGAUGAGUGUGGAGUUGAAGCACGUUGCACAAGGAACUAGAGACGUUGCAGUGAAACUCAUGAACAACUUGCAUGGCACUACGCAAUUCAAAGUGGCCGUUUCGCACAUCAAACGGGCAAACUGCUGGGGAUGGACAUUCAGAAAGGUCUCAGGUGAGGCGCAUUCGAUAGGACUGGAGUGGAAGCGUGAAAUUUCUACUGACAAUUUCCUCCUAAUCCGCACAUCUACUCAAGAUGGGAAUUCCAAUGUGUUUGCCGAGUUGCGCAGGCCAUUGUAAAUUCCCUUAGACUUCUGUAUUUUUAUGUUGGCUAAAUUGAUGCUGGGGGUUUCAUCCCCAAGCGUCUAAGUCUAAGGGGCUCAAAGAGACCAAUUCAAUUGUGAUCUACUCAUAUCAUCACGAUGCAAUUUAUACUAAGUACAUGCUUUGUGCAACAAGAACGUCAA
Physcomitrium patens is the source of this 1646-nucleotide messenger RNA. RefSeq lists its product as uncharacterized. NCBI's taxonomy places the organism in Eukaryota, Viridiplantae, Streptophyta, Bryopsida, Funariales, Funariaceae. The record is from RefSeq and is a predicted model, not a curated record.